This is a messenger RNA of Papilio xuthus (Asian swallowtail), 949 nucleotides long. Its product is annotated as flocculation protein FLO11. The transcript is spliced from 2 exons. Bases 47 to 691 code for a protein of 214 amino acids. Gene Ontology annotation, cellular component: extracellular region. The record is from RefSeq and is a predicted model, not a curated record. Gene Ontology annotation, molecular function: chitin binding. NCBI's taxonomy places the organism in Eukaryota, Metazoa, Arthropoda, Insecta, Lepidoptera, Papilionidae.
CGGCGUUCCAAAUGUUUGAUCAGAAAGUUCUAAGAAACCCGAAAACAUGUACGGAAAAUUGAUAAUCAAGGCAUUCAUUGUACUGUCAGUGGCCUGGACUGUCCAUGGCGCAGUCACCUGCACGGCAGCGGGCAGGUUCGCGGACCCCGCGGACUCCACUUGUAAGAACUACACUCUCUGCGUGCUGGUGACCGCCAACACAAGCUACAUCGGCUACAACUAUGUCUGCCCCACCACCAGUCUCUUCAACCCCACUACUGCAAGAUGCACCACCACCUACACCUGCAACGGUACUACCACAAAUACCACUACAACCAACACAACGAGCUCCGCCGUUUGCACCACUGACGGCUUUGUCGCUGAUCCUAGUUCGACCAAUUGCUCCUCCUAUAUCCAGUGCGUCCAAAUCAACGGCACAUUCCUUGAGACAACGCUAACCUGUCCGACCGGGUCCUUCUACAAUCCUAAUACAACUCUAUGCGAGGUGAACUAUGUGUGUGCCUUCACGUGCACGGCGGCGGGCAGGUUCGCUAACAGCGCGGAUACCACGUGUCAGACCUACUACCUGUGUGUGCUCACCACUACAGGCACCUACUCACAGUACGAGUACACCUGCCCCACCACAUCCGUCUUCAGCCCAACUACCAGAUUAUGCACCACUUCUUAUACUUGUCCCACGGCUUCGGGAUGAUUAAAUUCAUUUGAUUUUGUUUUUUAACAUUGAUGUGAUAAUGUUUUAUGAAUGGACAGUUAAUAAUCACCGAUAUAGCAUGUGUAGUGUGAAAUCUCAGAUUUGAUUGGAAACUGACAUUGUUUUUUUAUUAUAAUAUGUACACGUGUAUACGUAUAUAAUUAGUAAAGCGGUGCGGUGCAUAUACAAAAGUAAGUUUUUAUUUUUAAUUUAUUAUUUUGUAUUUUAAAUUAAUAAAUAAAUAUAUGUGUAAUGUGA